UUUUUCUGCCUGUUCUCCACUCACACUCUCGCUCAGCAGAGAUUCAGAGGUGGAGAGCAAAGAUUCUCACUGGGAAAAAAGGGGGGGGAAGGGAAAACAGAUUUUCUUCCUCUCACAUCAAGAAAAGAGACACAACCAAGAAAUAAAGAUGGAGAGGAUGCAAGGAGAGGGAGAGGUGGACCACCUAGAGCGGCCGAGCCCACUGACUGACAAGGAGAGGGUGAUGAUCCAGGACUCCUGGGCAAAAGUCUACCAGAACUGUGAUGAUGUUGGGGUGGCCAUACUUGUCAGGCUGUUUGUGAACUUCCCCUCAUCCAAGCAGUACUUCAGCCAGUUUAAGCACAUCGAGGAGUCGGAGGAGCUGGAGAGGAGCGCCCAGCUUAGGAAGCAUGCUCGCAGAGUCAUGAAUGCCCUCAAUACAAUGGUGGAGAGCCUUGACAACGCCGACAAGGUGGCCUCAGUGCUGAAGGUGGUGGGCAAGGCUCAUGCACUUCGACACAAGGUGGAGCCUGUGUACUUCAAGUUCCUGAGUGGUGUGAUACUGGAGGUCCUAGGAGAAGUGUAUCCGGAGGUGGUGACACCAGAGGUGGCCGCAGCGUGGACCAAACUCCUGGCAACUGUCUGCUGCAGCAUCUCAGCCGUCUAUGAGGAAGUGGGCUGGACUAAGCAUUCAACUUCAACUGGGUGAGGCUUUUAGUCUGGGUUUAGUCGACAACAAUCUCCAAGAGACUUUUAAGUUUUGGGCCACGGCCUCCUAAGAGAGGAAUGAAUUAACUGUACUGACCUUUGAAGGGAAGUAAUGUAUCUAGGGGCAAAUACAGUUUAAUAUAAUCUAAGAUAAUCGUGAGCUAUGGGACAUACACUCAGAAUAGAGACGGGUACUGCACCAUUUUCAUUGCUAACUGUGUGUGUGUGUGUGUGUGUGUGUGUGUGUGUGUGUGUGUGUGUGUGAGAGAGACAGAGAGGGACAGGGAGUGAAAACAUAAAGCUCUUACGAUACUCUUGUAAAGGACCAAACUAUUUAAAGGAGUGAGCAAAGAGGAAGAAAAUGCAAACGUAAACCCGACAGUGGACAAGAGGUCACAUUUGACUUGGAUGUGCCUUCUACUGAAUGUGUGGAUUUGGAAACUGCCAUGUAAAUAUUUUCCAAAUAUCGUGUGAUGUUUCCUUUCCUCCCCUUUCUUUUAUCAGUCUGUACUACUUGUGUUUACUUAACGGGAUAUUAAGGAGACAUUUUUACAUUUUUAACAGUUAAUUGUGAUGAUUGUACAUUUUUUUUCAUUAUAACUCACCUUUGUAUCUGUAUCUAACACAAUUUUGAAAUAAAAAUACAAAGAAAAACCUUAUUUUCACGAUGUUAAAUCCUUUUAAACUUAUAUCUGCUCUAAUCUGAUUCCCCUGCAUGUCUGUGUUGUAAUAAUUAGACCUUUCCUCUUUCUCGCUUGGCCUACUGCUCCCUUCUUCUCUGCUUGAGUCAGCAGUGCUAAGUAUAAGCUGCUGGAAGUCACUAUUUUUACCCCCAUUUAUCCCACUGUGUUCCCUCUUUUCAUUAGAUAUUGUAGGAAGACUGCAGCAAUUAACUGGUUUCAUCAAGAUAUAUGAUAAUUUGAUUGGUAUCUGUUAAUUCUUGCUGUAAAAAUCAGGCUACCCACAAUAUCGAGUUUGAUUUUGCUCGCUGUGUUGACGACAUGGGGGCGAGGUGGGUUGUUUUCAGAAUAGAAACACACAGCAUGCUCUGUUUACCUCCUAGUCCUGCCUUGAUCCUAGCUAAUCCUCUGAGCUAAUCUCCCCAAUCAUGAGUGAGAGCCAAGAAGGAAAGACAGGAAUAGUCAGAUUGUUACACCACUUCUUGCCAUUCGAGCCUUUCAAUGGAAGGAGAAGUCUCAGUGCUUUGAACCAUCAUCGGCCUUGAGGCAGGAGGUCCUUGGGGUUAGGACCAUGUGUACCACUUUGGCGGUCCUCACCACCAUCGCUCUGAUCCUGCGGCAGAGAUUCUCCAACAAAAUCAAACCGCAGACAGAGGAGACAGACGUGCCAUACACAAAGAGCAAUGGAGCAGCAGAAACCCAAAAAUGACAACAGUGAACAUCACAGGACAUGACCAGAGUAGGCCAUCAUCUCAAGUCUGGUGAGCGUCAGCGGCCUCUGCUAUCAAGACUUAUUUCCCUGGAUGCUACGCAGAGAAAUUUCCUGUAAUUUUUUUUCUUGCUUUCUGUCAUUGAUCAGACUCUGAUUUAUCUGCGCUUGACAGCUCACGCCAAGACUCCCACCAGGAUUUAAAAAAAAAAAAAAAAAGAAAAGUGGGGCUUGAAAAACAACGAGGCCUGUUUUCAGCAUGGCUUCCCCUGUCUGUCCUGCAGAUGCUCUCACCACUGGAACAAGAAACAGUGACUCCGGGAUGAAUUCCAGCUCAGAAGUUGAAGCCUGACAAAUGCCAUGCACUGAUCGUGAAAAUUUACAACACUGUCACUUCAAAGUCGGGUAUAUGAUCAGAAAGUGAUAAACAUGUUAUGUGCCUCUGCAUAAAAACAAGCAGUAAUAAUUUCUUUGAUUUCCUGCUUUUGCUCGCUUUUAAAAAUAAUGAUCUGUGUUACAUGUAUGUAUGUAUGUAUGUAUGUAUGUAUGUAUGUAUGAGGACAGGAUGAGCUGUGAUGGAUGUUUCUUAAAGAGUAGUGUCUCUAAUAUCGCAUAAGUGACCUACUUUCUUGAGAAAAAAGGGGCUGAAGUCAUGCAUUGUAUUGUAAUGUAUUGCAUUGUGUAUGGCAGGUAUAUCAAUUCUGUGAAUCCCUUAAAGGUUUAUGUUGUUCAGACAGGAGCCCAAAAAUAAAGCAAUGGAAUGCA
Epinephelus moara (kelp grouper) is the source of this 2841-nucleotide messenger RNA. RefSeq names its product cytoglobin-1-like. Gene Ontology annotation, biological process: oxygen transport. The coding region runs from base 149 to 688 and encodes 179 amino acids. Lineage: Eukaryota; Metazoa; Chordata; Actinopteri; Perciformes; Serranidae. Gene Ontology annotation, molecular function: oxygen binding; iron ion binding; heme binding. The record is from RefSeq and is a predicted model, not a curated record. The transcript has 7 exons.